GUUGCUUUGCAAAAGGCAUGGUAGACUCCAUUGCUAUUGCACAAAGAGAAAAACGUUUAAAAAGAAACUUGGUUCUCAUUCCCAUCGCAAGAGCUUUGAAUAUGGCACUCUUAGGCCAAGCAGUGUUUAACGUCUUUUGGUCUCGUGAUAUCGGCCUUGACGUUCAAAAGAUAUUUACUCUUCAAGUAGUUAAUUCCAUCUCAGUAGUGUCACUGGAAAUUCCAUCUGGAAUAACUUCGGACACUCUGGGAAGGAAGAAAACUCUAGUAAUUGCGUGUGCUCUGAAAAUUGCAGCUUUUGUAGUUUAUGGAAGUGCGCAUUCCUUUGUUACUUGUUGUAUUGCGGAAUUCUUGCUUGCUGCAGGAAGCGCUGCGUGGUCUGGUACAGAUACUGCCAUUUUGUAUGAAACUGCUGCGGAACUCAAUCGUUCAGCGGAAGCAUUGGACAGAGAGUCUUCUAAUGUAUUUGUUUCACAAACAGUAGAAGGUUCUUGUGCCAUUCUUGGUGGAUUUUUGGCAACUUGGGGUAGUGUUCGUUUGGCGGUUUCUGCUACUGCCCUUCCUUUUGUUAUGGCUUGCCUUGUAACCUUUGGUUUGAUUGAGCCAAACUGGAAGAGUCCUUCACCAUCUUAUGAACCAAGCCAUCUUUCUGAUGGGGUUGAAUUGGAGGAUAGAGCUGGAGAAAGUGACCCGAUUGAUACGGAAGACUUAACUAUGGACCCUUUGAAGGAAUAUAUUCCUCUCCAUUCGAAAAGUCCGAACGAUUCAGAUACCACUGAAGAAGUUCUUCAAAAAGGAAAUAAUUUUGAGUCAAUUUCCUUAGGCAAUAGUGAAGACAAUAUCGAUGUUUCCAAUCAUCAAGUUUUGAGUCGUGAAGACAGAUUGGAUAUGGACCAUGGAAGAGUUUUCGAUUUUGUUGGUUGUCAGUGUUUUCGACUAUUCCAUCAUCAAUGGAUUCUAGUGGCUGCUACUUUGCAAAUGUCACAAGUUUUUGAAGCAAUGUGUUCCACUAUAUUUGUAUCUUGUGCUACGUAUACUGCUGUUUGGUUUUAUCAGCUGCUUUUUGAACGAGCCAAUAUGUCUUUAGAUGCAUAUGGUCCUUCUUGGGCAGUUUUAAACUUUGCAGUUGCACUUGGCGCAUAUCUUUCUCCGAUAUUCUAUCGAAAAUUGGGUUUGUUUUUGACUCAAUCUAUUUUGGGUCUCUGGCUACUUUCCUGUUUUAUUGCUCUUGGAUUGUGGAUUUCUCCUUGGGUAGUUGUGAUUGGGUGUCUGUUAAAUAUGGUUCGGGGUAUUAAUCAGCCUAUGUUUAUAACUCAUCUGAAUCAUUUACUUCCAAGUUCUUGUCGUGCCACAAUGGGAUCUGUUUAUUCUUUAGGCACUAGAUUGCUGUUUUCAGGAGGGGCGCUUAUACUUGGUAUAGUUUCUCGUGUAUAUAACCUGACAGUUGCUUGUAUUAUUUGUGGUAUUUUCUAUGGAGGGGCCGCAGUUAUAUUUGGAUUUAUGUUUCAUAGAACGCAAAAACAAUCAAGUCGUUCAUCUUUUAUAACCAUUGCUACAGAGGAUUGAUUCAUGAUACCUUUUAGAGAGAGAUCCAAUAUUUUA
This is a messenger RNA of Galdieria sulphuraria, 1601 nucleotides long. RefSeq names its product MFS transporter. NCBI's taxonomy places the organism in Eukaryota, Rhodophyta, Bangiophyceae, Galdieriales, Galdieriaceae. The coding region runs from base 18 to 1565 and encodes 515 amino acids. Gene Ontology annotation, molecular function: transmembrane transporter activity. Gene Ontology annotation, biological process: transmembrane transport. The record is from RefSeq and is a predicted model, not a curated record. The transcript has a single exon.